Vigna unguiculata (cowpea) is the source of this 943-nucleotide messenger RNA. RefSeq names its product ethylene-responsive transcription factor 1-like. Gene Ontology annotation, molecular function: DNA binding; DNA-binding transcription factor activity. Lineage: Eukaryota; Viridiplantae; Streptophyta; Magnoliopsida; Fabales; Fabaceae. Gene Ontology annotation, biological process: regulation of DNA-templated transcription; ethylene-activated signaling pathway. The record is from RefSeq and is a predicted model, not a curated record.
CACUUCAAAGUUCAAACCAUGCCAAAAUCCAUGGAAGCUUCAAAGAAGCAACCAUAACCAUUGCAAGAAUAUUUAAAAAAAACCUGCACGUUGUGCCAUAGUAGUUAGCAGAAAAAUACAAUUGUUUAAACAAAUUCGAUGCUAUAUAUGAUGCACGGCACCAUGUAGUUGAAGGCACAAAAACCGCAAAGUUAGCUGAGCAUCGAAACAUGACUUCAGCCACCACAGAUUCCGACUUUGCGUUCUUGGAAUCCGUUCGACAGUACCUAAUUGGACACGAUUCCAUCAAUCUCAUGCCUGCAACUUCUCACGAUCCACUUUCAAACCCUAAACGCGAUGGCGAUUUCGAGAACAUUGUUUUUCGAAGUGAGGACGCAACUGCUGCGGUGGCGCGUCAUGUCUACGCACCACCGGCAUGGAAGCAUUACCGAGGUGUGAGGCGCAGGCCAUGGGGGAAAUUUGCGGCGGAGAUAAGGGAUCCAAAGAAGAACGGAGCUAGAGUUUGGCUGGGAACUUUUGACACGGAGGAGAAAGCAGCUUUGGCUUACGACAAAGCUGCUUUCAGGAUGCGCGGUCAAAAAGCGAAGUUGAAUUUUCCUCAUCUUAUAGAUUCUGAUAAUUUUGAAACAUUGUCAGAACCGGUGAUGGAAACAGAUCAUAAGAGGAAGUUGUCGGAAAGUUUUGAAGCAUGUUCACCGUCAUCGUCGUGUUCAGAAGAUAGUUCAGAGUCACAAGGGACAAAGAGGAGGAAGAACCUCACUGAUCUAUUGAAUAAGUUAGCAAAGAGUAGAAGCCAAGCCAGGGUAGUGGGUUAGAGGAGUGUGUUGUACAAUUUGAUCAAUUGUUGAUUCAAUGAUUCUGAUGCAAUCUGGUGUUCAUAGAAUUUCAUUUUUUGUUCGCAAUUUCACAAUUGCCAAUUUGAUUAUCGUUAUUGAUGCUCAAA